AUGAGUUCCGCUGCACCUAGCAGCUCGGGCGAACUUCUGACAAGCCCUGAAAGUGUCUCGACAAGCCUGCUAGAAGGUAUUUUAUGUUUUUUACUUCUAGUGCUGAUUUCUGGGUAGAUUCGUAAUAUAGGAUUCCAUGCAGCCGGGCCACAGUGUCGGACUGAACUCUCUGCUUUAUCAUAGAAGAAUUAGGAAUAUUGCAUUUUAAUACUUUUAUGGCUAUAUUUUACAUUUUACGCUUUUAUAUUUUAUAGUUUCAAUUUUGGUAAUGUUUACAGUGGCUGACUAUACGAAUUUACAGAACUAUCUGAAAGUGAAAGCGGAAAUUUGUGGGCUAUUUAUUGCAUGCAUGCUCGACUUCAUGGAACAUUUUAUGCAAAUUUCCUUGAACUUACUCGAUCUCACUUGUCAACAAGUGAGAUCUCGGUACAUGGGAAAACUUUUUGUCUCAUAUGAACACGGUGUCGGUAACUUUUCAUAUUAUUUUCAUACUAAGGCAAGAUCUCCCUUGUAAAUGUGUUGAAAAGUUACAGGCGGAUUGAAGCUAGACUGGAAAUUCACUGAAUUAUAUACUGAAUGUCAUAGAUAGUAUUGAUGUUUUGUCAGUUUGUUUUUGAAUGUAACUGUUAGACUAGUUUACAAAGACAAAGUUAAUUUAUAUAUCAGGAUAUUUUGGGCACUGUCUCACUCAAUUGGACUAAAGUUGAUGGGUUUUGUAGAUGGAAAUAUCGAUGGAAAUUUUUUACGUGCCACCCUAGACCUAGUAUAUAUACGUGAACUUGUGGUUAAAGUUCAACAACUGGACUCUGUAGCUUGGUUAGAGCGCUGCACUGGAAUCUCAGGUUCGAUUCCUGCCAGAGGGGUUAUAGUUGCAUUUUUUGCCGCUGCUCCUGGGUAGAUCUAAAUAAACGUAUAAAAUGUAUACUCCAUAUUUCCAUCUACAAAACCCUUCAGUGUUAAUAUAAAUCAGUGACUGAGCUUUUAGCCACAUAAUAAAUAUUUAUUUAUCAAGCUUGUUCGGCCUCGCCUACUGCACAGUCCAUUCAUUACUACAAUAGCGAAAAGGAACGCAAUCAAUAUCCUUCUGUCUGACCAUACACUCGGUUAAUGUCAUAAGGUGAUUGUGCCUCUCAUGUCCAAGAGGCUGGUGUUUGUAGAGUUGAACCAAAAACUAGCAAGGUGGUUGUGGUUCUCGGCAUGGUGGAAAAAGUAAACAACCAUGCAAACGGAAAUAAAAGAUUUCUCUCAUACCAUUACUUAUAUAAAAAAACCGGUUCUAAAUAAUUGUUUUUAAUUACACCUUUUGGGGCCCUUCUUUUGCAAAUUUUGGGGCCCUUUAACAGGGGCCCCGGGGCAAAUUGCCCCGUUUUCACACCCCCAUGCCAGCCAGAGGCUGGUUGCAGUGCUGGUGAACAAGAAUGUGGAAGCUGUGGUUUUUAGUCAUGUUGAACAAACAAAACAGGCAGUUAGAAAUCCUGUAAUUUCUGAUGUUUCAGAGGCUCGUUGCAGUGGAGUUGACCCAGAAACUAAGAACAAGGUGGUUGUGGUUGCUACUCAUGUUGAACAAACAAAACACGUUGAAAAUCCUCUUGCUAAAACAGACAUUGAAGUUAUCGAAAACCUGCAACAGUUUGCUGCAACAGGAUCUGUUGAGAAGACGAGGAAUGAAUGCAAGGAAAGUGAAAGAAGGGCUAGGGAUGAAGAGGAAAGUGUUAACAUAUCAGCAGAACUCAGAGAGAAGGAUAAUCCCGAGAAUUUUUUUCCAAGUGGCAGUGAAUCGCCAAAUUCACAGAACGAAAAGGUACAGUAAAUGCACAGCCAUCAUCAAGUAGAGCUUUUUCCUAUACUUACCUGGUUUGGACGUCAAUCGGAGUAACCAGGGGCGUACCGAGCGGGGGGUGUGGGGGGUGCGAGACCGAAACUUCGUCGGUAAAUCCGAGAUUAUGUACGAAAAACGUAAUCACUUGUAGGUAAAUUGAUUGGAAAUGGUCGGUAAAUUGAGAAUUUUUAACCCCCCCGCCCUUCGUCGACUCUAAUUUUCAUGCAUCGGUAAUUUCGAUCCCAGAACACCCCCAUCCCCACUCGGAAUGGUCCCGGUACGCCACUGGGAGUAACACCUAGUGCUCCUGCGAUUAGGAACUCAUCUCCUGUAGCUUUUUACAUUUUAUGUCAUUUCUUUCUGUAGAAAAAGUCGGACGAUGACUCCUAUUCCUCUACAGGACCUGAAAGUAAAACUGAAAAGUCGGAAUUAAGGCAUGAAUCAAGAAACAGAAAUGACGAAAUGGUAACAUGAUUAAUCCUUUAGCAGCUAAUAAUUUAUAUUAUUACUGGAUUUAUUUUUUCUCAAUUGUGAUUGGCUGCUUCAGCUGCAUAUAACUACUUGCAAAAAAUGUUCUGCACAUGCGCAUUUCACAAAAAAAUUGCUCAGCUGCAAAUAAUGAUCUGCUCAUGCGCGUGGGCGAGUGAGGUUUGAGCUGCUUUGAAACUUUAUUAUAUACGUGUAUGUGUGUACAACCUGUCGGCGAUGACAACUGCAUGUAAAGUGCAUUGGUGAAGUUCAGAAAUCGGUUGUAUUUAAUUAUUAUAAAGCAAGGUAUUGAGUAUACAGUAUUAUUAUCGUCCGUGUGAAUUUAUAUAAAGCUAUAAAUGGAAGUGGACAAAAUGUGCCAAAAUAUAUAACAGAAUUAGUACAAUCGUUCAUGAAAUUUUGUCUUACAGAACUAGAUGUAAUAUUUCAAAUCCGACUAUUCGGACUGGACUAGAUUUCAAGUUCGCACAAUUUCGAGGCAAAGCAGAGGACUGAGUCAAAUUGCAAGGACUUGAAAUCUAGUCCAGCCCGAAUUGGAGGAUUUGGAAUAACAUCUCAAACGAGUGAAUCACUACAUAAUGUGAGGUGAAUUAAUUUUGAUCCAUGCAGUCCAAGGACUGAAUUAAUUUUGAUCCAGUCUAGGACUGGACCAAUAUACUUCACCAGGUAUCCAGUAUUAUCAUGUGAGCAAAAUAAAAUAAUAUGGCUGCAUGGAUAAUUUCCUCAUGGAUUAUGAAUGAGUUUGAGAUGUAAUAUUUCCCUUGUAAAAAAUUGGAGGAAAUACACUUAUUCAGCAAGACUGAAAUAUUACUAAUUCCUGCGAAUAUAAAUCCAUACGGCUGCGCAUGGGCUUUGAUUUUUACAGUAAUUUCCCACAUUGUAACAAUAUCAAAACUGUACAAUAUAUGCUAUCAAACCUAAUAAACUAUAAGAUACUCACUUCUUAUGCGGAAAUGCAUAAUUUGUAAUAAGUGAUUCCCAUGAAGUGAAAAUCCGUACGGCCGUACGUGGGUGUUGAUUUUUACAAACACAAUAUAAGAUAAAAUUGUGCAAUAAUAUAAAAACUAAAAGACCAAGAAAAACUCACUUUUCCGAAAUUUAGGGUGUCCUAAAAUAUCUACAAUAUCUUUAACAUCUACUACAUCUUCCAUUACUAAAUAAUUCUACUACUUUUAUUUAAAACUAUUCAAACAUUCGUUGUUACUCUGAGUUUCAUGCCCUUAGGCAAUCUUCAGACAACUAAAAGGUUCCGUUAGUUCAACUAUGUUACAAUAUAUAUGUUACAGUCUGUAAGAACAGGAUGUAACAUAAUGUGCCAGUAUUACUGUUAGUUACACAAUGUCAGGGUUUCCAAAAGCAGGCGGCAUCCGGCGAUUUUCGCCGUUUAUAUCGUAGACAAUCGCCAGCUAUUUCUAAGGAUUAUAAACCAAAACAUUUCCUCCUUACCAAAGAAAUGUCAAGGAAAAGAUUUCUUGCUUUUAUAACAUAAAUUUUACAUGAUAUUCUUCGCUAAAUAUUUGGAUAUGACAAGAUCUAUAAAACUAGUCUCCAAAAGAAUGGCUGGAAAUGCUAUUUCAUGCAGGUGGUCUAAACUCCAAAAUCUUCAUGGUGAACCCCCCUUGGUCGAAUCCCCCUUGGUCGAAUCCCCCUUGGUCAGGUACCUCAGCCCCACAUAGCCACCUACUUCUUUCAAAAAGCCUCCUAUAUACUCCAAAUUCUAUUGGGAACUGUGCAAUGUUGUCAUCAGUUCUGUUGAAUGCUGUUAAAGAGCUUACAUGUUUAUCGGUGUUGGUAUUGCAUGCGGAGAGUAUAAGGGUUCUUGCAAAAACAUUAAGUGGACACGUUGCAAAGAAACCUUAACAUUUUUAAACUACACUGUUUUUAGACUGGUUUGGCCAACAUGCAUGUAUAGUCAUAAUGAUUAUAUAAUGAUAAUUACGACCAUGUUUAUAACAUGAAUACAUACUGCAUGAUUAUGAUUCAAUAAAAUCAUUAAUUUAUCUUGGAAUUAUCCAACACCAAACAGACAAGACGAAUGUUUUAAUACAGAUAUUGAAAGGGGAAAUGUGUUGAGACAAAAUAUGACAGAGACUCAAACGCGGGCAAACACAGGAAGUUUGGUUAAUAGGAAAGCUGCUGAUCCCGUGGGUAUAACUAUAGGACUGCUAUAGAUACAACAUAAUAUAAUGGUGUAGUAAAUAUGGGCUAAUGGUCUAUUGAAAAGCUGGAAGGCUGUCACAGAAUUUCUAGCAAGGAAGCUAAUUUUGUUGGUACAUAGGGAAAAUUGCCCUUAUCAUGUUCUAUAAAUAUAGAUCAUGGAUUGAUGUACAUUAAUAUGGAAACUGCGGAUACAACUACCUGAAAAAUACAAGGAGAACUUCGAUGUUUCGAGCGAAGACCCCUCGUCGGGAACGUAGUAAUUUCCUUCGCUCGAAACGUCGAAGUUCUCCUUGUAUUUUUCAGGACAAGGUAGUUGUAUCCCUACCAAUCCGCAGUUUCCUGAUUAUUGGCACUAUCUAUACUGGUACAGACCAUUCGAGUACAUUAAUUAUGACUUCAUUAUUCUAGAGAUAUUUGAACAUGAUUUACCCAGGCGGAAUGGCAUCAAGUACCAAAGAGACAGCACAAUCUAGGACAAAUAAUGGUAAACCUUGUGUAUUGUUUCAUCGAGUGUGGCCAUAAUAGGGAGUUGUGCAGAAAUGGUCUUGUUGUGGGAAGAAGUUUACCUAUGAAAUUUGUCGGCGCAUGCAUUGGUAGCUGUAGGUCCCUUAUAAUAGUAGGAGAGGGUUAAAGAAAAAUAGGAAGAAACCUCCUCCUAAAAAUAACACCUUGUAAACCCAAAAUAUGAGUUAAGACAAUUAACAACUACUCAUGCAUGUUCAGUAGUAUAGUAAAGUGCUAUUUUAUUGCAGCCAGUUGAAUGGUAAGAAAAUGGUUAAUGAUGCUGAAAUUUUUAUUAUUCACACUCUAGCUUUUACAAUGUCUUUGCCCUGGAUGUAUGGAGACAGAUCUUAUUUGCAGGCCAGUAAACAAGGUAAAUGGUUCCCAAUCAAAAACCAACUGAACGUUGUAACACGGCAAUAGUUUGAAAAAAAAAACACAAUGUAUAAUCAGUGCCAUGCAUGGGAAGUGGGGUGAUGGAGAUGGCAUAGGUGAGACAUGAGACCUCCCAAUGAAAUGGUAAAAGGACCCUUUUUCCUAGUUUUGCAUGUUCCAUUUACAUGACUACCAACUACUUUCUAAUUACGUUAUAAAUGGCUGCAGUACUGUACCUAUCUUACCGAAAAAAGACUACACGGGUACGUUUUGCUCUAUGAAGCUUUGCUCUAAAAAAAACACAUUGUUAUACUAUAUAUAUGGUAACACCCUGGGCACGAGUGGCACGGGUAUCAACAACUCCAUAGUCUCCACUCAGAUGAGUUCCAAGCUAUUGCAAAGUAUAUAGUCAUCCAGCCAGGUGGCCGGGGUGGCAUGUGGCCACGCCACGGGUGUUUCGCAUGUACAUUUCCUUUAUUCUAAUUUGUUAUAUAUGGCUUGGUUUGCGAGCGGUUCGUAUCGCGUUUCCUUGCAGUUAUCUGAUUGGUUUCUCAACGGUCAUCACAAAACGAUCAUUAUCAAAUCAUCAAAAAUUGUAAAGUUGCGUUUCAAGCUAGUCGCAAGUAAACUGAGAAACAGGAGACAGUGCAACUGUUUGAACAUUGCGUUGACGUAACGUCCUCGAAACAACAACCUUUUACUUGUCUGCUCGAGCGAGUCCAAAUAUCGUUCCAGUGAUCGAUCGACUUCGACUAAACUACCGUCACCUCAACAUUUUUAACAACUAAAAGCCAAGUCAUAUCAUCGCUAGUUUCUUAACCUUGUUUGUUCAGUCUUUGCGGAAAAAUUAUUCUGCUGUUGCUGUUCGCAUCUCGGUCUGUACUAAUCAAAUUAUCGCGGACUUGAUAUGGGAUAAUUGUCCGUAAAGACUUCACAAGUGGUAAAUGAACUAGCACAAUAUUCCAAAAAGACAUGCAAAAGUCAUAAUAUUUGAUAAACUCCUCACUAACGUCGCACUCGGUUCAUAAGACCAUAUUCUUUUUAUGCAACAGAUUUUCAAAGGAUCUUUUUGCCCAGAAGUGUUGGCGGACAGAAUGAAGCAGUUGUGGAGGUAUUAAAAAGCUUUAUCAGUUUAUCUUCUGACGUUAAAUGCGAGUGCAGCUAUCGCUUGUCAUCGUUAAACACCUGUGUAAUUCUAAAAGUUCACUCGCACUUUUCACCUUGACCUGAAUGCAAGCGUGCGAAAUAAUCGAUGGCGACUGAGCACGGAAUGCUUGCUUCCAGUUGCAUUUAAUUGUGGUCAAACAACUCACAAGUCACCGCACUGUGGCCAAACAACUCACAUUUACUCACACAUAUUAAACCUUCUGAAUGUUUAAAGGCCGGUCGCCAUUUUGAUAAGUGUAUCAGUAAACACUUAAUUAGACAAUCACAGACUACGUAUUUGACCAACAAUGCUUGUUGAUGUUUAAAAAAGGCGUGGAACUAAACCCAUAGGCGAAAACUUUGUUGGACAGGCAAGUCUCUUGAAUAUGACUUGGCAAAGAUCAGAAACACUUGUCAGUAAGCCAAAAUCACUAAAUUUGAGAACAAUCACGAGAAAAAACGUAGCUUUUUCAUUUAGUAAUGUUUGAGAAGCUCAUUUAACUUUUAGUACAGUAUAACAGUGAGGUUUUUUGAUAACAAACGCGGAAUUUGAAACAUGAGAGAGAGAAACAUGACUUUUGGUCAAAGACUUGUUUUUUCGAGCCCUGCUACCAAGAUGAUUAGGGAGUUUACGAUUCAUGACACGGGUCAGCUCGACGACGUCGAGUCAAAUUAUGCUUGAAAUAAGCCACAGGAAUUUAACUAUGCUGCUUUAAUUGUCUAAAGCGUGUUUUAAUAAUCUUACAAAUGUUUAAAUUGGCCUAAACUACUCCGAUGUUUAGCUGAUGUUGUCAUUCUGUCAACGUUAUGAAACAACUCCCAUGUCGUAACGAGCUUUGAUAUCGCUAGGAAGGCGUGAAAAUUACUCGUUUGACGGUGUCCCAAGAAUGACAACGCUGUUGAAAAAAACAUUUUAAUCUACAAAUUAUUCAUCCCUUUUGUCUCGCAUGACGUAUUUCUUUGUUUUGCAAGCGCGUCGUCGAGCUGGCCGCGUCGUGUGACGUCGACGUCGUAGACCUUAAGCUAUCUAAUAUAAGACAGUCGACACAAGAUAGUUGAUGUGGGACAAAAUUAUUAGGGACCUGCAGUCCAGUUCUUUCAACGAGACUGUUCUGCAGACCUAAUUUUUAGAGAGUUUUUCCCAUUACGUGAUAGACUUGUGAGAAUGAUAAACCUGCCCAAAUUUUGGGUAAUUUGCUAACUCUUUACAAAUUGUUUGCCUUACGAAGGUGAUUAAUAACACUUUCUUCAGAGUCUAUUCCUAGGCUGAGGAACCAGUUUAGACAUAAAUAAACGCAUCAGCUGUAUAGUAUUCCCAAUCAAUAAAUAUAAACGGUAUUAUUCGGACUUGUGCGAGAACUCGCUAUAGUCGCACGCAAGAUAAUUAUGAAGAAAAGUUCAUACUGGUAGUCUAAUUUCUAAUUUUAUUUGUGACUCAAUUCCUUGUUUUGCAAGGUACGCGUUGUGCUGCGCAUGCUCAACGUUGCUCACCGCCAUUUUAUACGAAAUUGUUUGCCAUGAAUAUAACUGACAGGAAUGUUCUUGAGGUAUUUAUUUAAUUGUAUGGCUUCGUAUUUUUCAGUAUUCCUCUGUUGAAUUGAUUGAGAUAGCGAAACUAGCCUUGAAAAACGGAGAGUUGGAGAUUGCAGAGAAACACUGCUCUAAGGCCAUACGAAAACAAAAGUUAGAAAAUGUCCCAAGUGAAAAGAUCUGGGAGCCUUAUCUCUACUUGGGAGAAGUCCUGGAAAGAAAAGCUGCAAAAGAUGACGUCGAGUUACUGCAGAAUCAGAGACUCCUUCUUCAAGCUGCAGCAUUAUUCAAUUUCACAAAAAACUGUGCCAAGAGAGUUAUCAUCGAAAGCGACUUUUCGGUUGAAAUGAUGAAGAGGAUCUCUCGUAAACUACUGGACAUCCAAGACAACUUAGUGUUAGUGGUUGGAGGAAAUCCCCUCCGAUGUAAUUUCGAUCCAGAAAAUAACAAGAAGGAUUUGGAACAAUUACGAAAUGAGGUAAAAGUUUGUUUAGGAUCCCUAAACUGUGAUACAAGCCCAGAAGUCCAAGAAGUGAACCAGGAAGAUCUGCGAAACAAAUUUGUGGAAGAAACGGCCGAGAUUAGAAAUUUGUGUAGAAGAGUCUCAUCAAGAGUGAAACAAUUCUUAGCAAGAAUCAUCAAAGGAUGCAUCGACGUCUUGGGAGAUCCGCCGUGUGAUUACGAAGUUAUUGUUCUUGGGUCUUUAGCGCGGGACGAAAUGACGCCAUACUCAGAUCUUGAAUGGGCCAUAUUAAUAAGUUCGGAAGAAGAUAAGUGUAAAGUUUUCUUCCGUAAUUUAACCAACCUGGUUCAUUUGCAGGUGAGUACUGUAGUGGAGGUGUAAGUGAAGUAGAAGCUGAACGAGAAGUGGAAAUGAAAGUGGAAGCUAAAGUGGAAGUUUAUCUGAACGCGGAUAUGGAAUAUGAAUUAGAAGUGAAAGUGGUAAAUGAAGUGAAAGUAGAGUGGCGCGGUGGAGCGAAGCGAAGGAGCCCGGCGAAGGGGUGCAGAGGGCAGAGAUAGAAGCGAAGAAGAAAAAAAAGGGGAGGUGUGGAAAAGAAUAAAACAAGAAUAAACGAUAACAGGCCGAAUAUUUUCUUAAAGAAUGUGUGUCAACCUCAUUGUUAUUUUUCACAUCUUACCUUGGGAGUGAUUCAAUAGCAACAAAUGACGAUGAAAGAUAUUUCUUUGUUGCAGUUUCAGUAUAAAUAAAUUAAAAUGAGCAAGUAUACCCAUAGGAUGGUUGAAGUAUAUUAUGGAUUUAAAACAGAAACCUCUAUUAGUCGGCCAUUAAAAUGGACGCGAAGUAGGUUUGAGCGUGGAAAGCAUGACGGUUGACACAUUUGUCUGUUGUACUGUAACUGACAUCAUAGUUCAGAUGUUAUGAAUGGCAUUGCAAGCCAAACUGGACAAAAUUGUAUCGAACACUCUAAGUGAUGAUCAAGAAAUGAGAGUCAUAGUUGAAAACAGUCGCUUUUAGAUGAGAAUUAGAUUAGAUUACGAUUAUUCAGCUCACUCCCCAUCGGGGCUUUUCAGUGACCGAUUACACUAAGUAUUACGCUAAACUUAUUUAUAAUACCUAUACUUAGCCUACACACGUAAAAACGCUCAGGUUGAUGCAAUAUUGAUGAAAACAGGAUUGAACACUGCAUGUUUUGCUGCCAACAUUGUUCACAAUAUUGUUACCCGUUGUAUAAAAAAGUGAUUAAAGUUAACUGUAGUUAGUGGAAACGUCAUCCAAUAAGAAGCGCGUAUUUGAGAGUUAAUCACUAUUUAACUACAAAAUAGUGAUUAAAAAAGUGAUUAAGAGUUUUAUACAACCGGCCCCAACUAUCACUUAACCCGCCAUAUUGACUGCCACUGACAAAUUAUUUUCAUAACCAGAAAUACAUGCAUCCAGCAACCCCUCGCCUAUAUUUUCCAAACAUUGAUUUGACAUGAAGUAUUAGUAAUUGGCCAACACUGAACGCAGACUCGCGUUGUACGUCAAAUGUUGCCAUAGCAACACGAUAACACAGAAUAAGUCCACAGAAAGCCGAUGGGUUUUAUGGUUGGGAAGAGUUCUGCUAAACCCAGUUUGAAGUUGCACUUGUUGUGCCUUGGAAUGCAGCCGUUGUAUCAAUACGUGAAAAUAUGUGAUUUGGCGUUGUAAACAGAGCGAGGACAAUGUCUAAAUUAUUCAUUUAUUGUAAUUACUCAAUUCUUUUCAAUGAUCUAUUGUAUUGGUAGCGGUUGCCGUCGCGUUGCCGUCCUAAAAUCGUAAGGUCUCUAAUAUUCAAAAUGGCGGACGUCCGGGGGGGUGUCUCUCAAACUCGCACUGGCUAGGACCAUGGCGUCACCAUUUUGAUGAUCAAUCAUGGCGUGGCAGCGGGUAACUAUACAAGAAUGAAUUUCCGAAAUGUUUACUGUAGGUAUGUUAUUUUGCAUUUUAUGAGCUUUGAUUGAAUAUAAAAUUUAAUCUGAAACGCUUCGUAGAAUGUUUUGACAUGUUCAUUCAACUAAACUGCUUUUGCAGAUAAACUACAAAAUGACCCGAUUAUUGUUUACACAUUUCUCGACCAUCGCCUAUAUUUUUCUCGAAUAUCGUUUGGAUUUUUCUCAAUCGUCGCUGACACUGUUCUCGCCUAUCGUUUACGCUUAUCUCAUUCUCAACUAUCGCUUACACUUCUCGAUCAUUACUUACAGUUAUCAAUAGACGUUUGUCAAGUUUUGCUUGCCAUACGAAGGCAUGCCUUAACAUACCUGCGUACAUGUUUGAAGCGUUGAACCAAAUUAACUGAUUUUUAUUGCAGAUAAUCAACCUUGGAGAAACCAUCUUACCCAGCAUGGGUAUCAAAGCAUUGAGUGGCGAGUGGUUUUACGAUGAUGUAACUCCGAGGGGAGUGUCCUUCGAUGGAUUACUCCCUCAAGCAUGUAAGACCCCAUUGGGAAACAUGAAAGAUUUUGAGCUAAUUCACAGUCCAGCAAACAUGGCAGAUUUCCAGAACAACUAUUGGCAUAAGAAGAAUCCCGGCUUAGGAGAGAUUCUGUUAACUGUUGCACCACUGGAGUCUGACAAACACAAAAUGAUUGACCAUUACAGAAUGAAGCUGGAAAACAUUUUGAGUAGUCCUUGUGACUCAGACGACUGCCACUACCAUGUUCCAAGCAGCAAACAUACCAGCCGUGGAGCUUGCAGAGGAAUGAGUGCGCUUCGAAAAGAUUUUUCGCGUUACGGAAAAAUGCUACCUAGCCUCGACAAGUCACGUGAAGACGGAAAGUUGUACGAUGUUAAGAAAGACAUUUAUCGGUUGACAGAUCGUGUAAUUGCAGGGCUUGCAAAAUGUUUCGGAAUUAGGGGCAACGGAGCUUUUGAGAUACUUGAUGAGCUGGGAAAGAAGAGAAUAAUUACAUCCAACGGCAGGGAAAAUUUAGCAAGUGUUGCGGCAAUUGCCCUCAAACUUAGAAUGAGUACCUAUCUUGAAGCUGGAAAACAGGGAGAGCAAAUGAGAGCAAAUUCCAGUGAAGAAGAGAGCGCAAGGGAAACCAGAUCAUUUUAUCAUUUGCCGAGCGAGGAAGAACUUUUUCACUUUUUCUUCAUCGCAACCCCUUUGUAUGACGAGCUGAGACGAUCUUUUCUGUUAGACGAAAAUAUCCCAGAAUCGUUUCCAAAACAGGCGUUCUUCAACUGUUCUGACGCCGUCAAGGGGCACAUUUACUGUCGGAUCCUCAAAUACGACGAAGCUCUUCAAUGUUACGAACGUGCGCUUGAACUAAACCCUGAAAAUAUCGAACUGGAACUUCGUCAAAUUGAUGUCCAGCUCGCAAAAGAUAGAAGCGCGGAAACGGCAAUCUUGAUAGAAGAUAAACUUGAAGCUUUAUUUCGUAGAAUGUGCCAGAAGUGCAAUCUUCCAGACGGAGAUGUGGAUCGACGUGGGCACUAUGUUCCAAAGGUCGACGACUCUGCCAAGUCUCUGCAAAGUGACGACGCAUGUCAAUUACUAGACAUCUUGUGUUAUAUCUAUGAUUUUCAUGUGUCCCAAGGGAAUUUCGAGUUGGCUGGGAAGAUUUUUGAUCAAUGUAUGUCGCUAGGAAACGCGGAGAGAAACGAUGAGUUCAAGCUGUCCUUGAUGAAUUUCGCGUUUUUAGAAAUGUGUGAGCAGCUUGAUCAAGAACAGUUUGAAAGAGUCACUUCUGUUUUGAAUAAGACGAUAGAAGAGGAGGGAAUUAGCACGUGUAGCAUUGUCUACUUAAACGAUCUGGGUGGAUCUCUCUUGGUUCAAGGAAAGUAUGAACAAGCUUAUCAGUCUUUACAACGAGCACUCACAAUGGAGCGUACUCUUUAUGGUUCUAAUUUCAACCCACAAGUCAAGACAACGUUGACUAUGCUUGGAGUUAUAUCAGUACGUUUACGAAUGUACGAGGAAGGCAAGAUUUACUACGAACAGUUGUUACAUUUGUGUGAAUCACUGAGCGUGCCAGGCGAUAGAAUGCUAAUCAGAGAAGCACAUCUGUGUUUAGCAUUCCUCUGUGCCCAAACUAACCGUCACGAAGAAGCUAUAUCCAACUUUCAGGAAGUCAUAGCACUGUUGACGAAGGGUACAUACGAAAGAGAGUCCCUUUAUGAAUGUGUAGCCCACAUCCAAAUAGCGACUUCGUGGCACGCCUUGGACAAAAAGGAAAAGGCUUUAAAAUCUGCCUUGGAUGGGAAAGAAUGUUUGACAGGUAUCGCCGGCGUAGAAAUGAGAGUAGAUUUAACUUGUGCCGUCGCUGAGGCCUUCGCAGGAAUUGGAAGACACAAGGAAGCGAUGUUACUGAUAAAGAAUGGACUCGAGGAGCUCGAUGCAGAGCUAGACCUGAAACACAAAGCAGAGUAUCUGAAAUUUCUUGGAGAGGUGUCCGUACAGCAAGGCCUCGCCUCUGACGCGGAACAUUACUACAAGGAAGCCCUGGAGAUCUUAAUGAUCAACAAAGAGAACACGUCCGCCAUCGUGGACUGUCUGUUGGAGCUUUGCAGCAUACUGCUUGAGAAAGGUGAGUCAUCCGACGUCAGAAGCAAGUUGGAUGAAGCUUGGAAAUAUGCUUCGAAUGUGACAGACGAUAGUAAAAUGUGCAUCUAUAUCAGAAAGAUUGGAGAAUGCUGGGAGAAGCUUGGGGAUGUCAAUGAAGCUCGAAAUUGGUAUAACGAUGCACUCGCAUCAAGUGUUCUGAUAAAUUUCCCACUGUUUGAAUUUGACCUGCUCGUUAAGCUGGGGGACUUGACGAAGCUGUAUUUAAGCUCUACUUCAAUCAAUUCUGAUAUUUCAGUGUCAUUCGAACAGAGUCAGAAAGCUCAACGAAUCCAUUAUGAUCGUGCUGGUAAGGUACUCCGUAGUCAUUCUUCAUCCGGCAAUGUUAAUUUCAUGACCAUCCAGCGGUUCGUCGCACUGGCCUCACGAUAUAGCUCAAUUGAUUCAGCAGAGGAAGAGAAGCUUCUUUUUGACGCUUUGAAAAUUAGCGAUGCAAUAUUAGCAGCUGACACAACCUGUGAGAUAGUAGCUGGAAUUUUGACUGGACUGUCGGAUAUUAAAUGGUUUACAGGGGAUUACGUAUCCGCUUCAGACUUCUUGGAACAUUCGUUAAAAAUGGAAAUGGAAUUACAUUCAUCAGAUCGAUACCAUCCACAUAUCCCUGAGCUACUUUAUAGGUUAUCUCGCCUUCAUUUGAAAAAUACAGGUCGUGAGCAAUUGGGAGAGGCAAUCCAGCGUGUUCUUGAAUUCCUCGAGGCCCACCAAGAAGAAGAGGUCUUCCCUAAUACUGUCGCUAAGGAGAAUGCUGCAGUUUGUCUCUUGUCAAUGAGAAUUUUAUACUUGUCCUUGGAGGACGUCAAAAAAGCCAACAGUGCACUUGAAAUGGCAAAUAAAAUUUUAGAAGAAAUCAGAGAAGAUAAUUCUCCCAAGGAUAAUACAAUGCAUACGAUUACUCGUGAGACAAGCGUUCAAUAUCCGAAAUUUCUAAAUAAUAAAGAGUUGGUUUCCACGGUUCUUAUACCACUAUUCUUUCCCUAUGCCACUGAAUUGCUACUUGACGAAUCAUCACUGACUGGGGAAAAUCUUAUUUCCAUCUUUAGUGACUUAGACACUUACACUGAUAGAACUGAAGUGAAUACGCAUGGACAGCCACAAGAACGUUUAAGUGAUACGAACACGCAUUCCCAAAACCCUAAAAUUGCAACAUUGCUCUCAGCCGCCGAUUCCUUCCGUCCGUACCUCUGUACAACAAGAAACAAAGGGUCAGAGACGACGACAGCAGGCUGUGAUGAAAAACAAUGCAGGGAUAUUCAAAGUUUUCAAUCAAAAAUCGACUCUUUAUCUGUGUUAGCGGAAUUUGUCAAUUGCGAUCUAAAAAAGGGAAAUAUUCAACAGGCCUCCAAGACUAUCAAGGAUUCUUUCGAUCCCUUUGUUGUGUCGCUCAUUGAACAACAUUGCCCUGGCAACAUCGAGCCUGCUGAAUUUCUCAUUAAUGAAGCCCUUAAAGCGAAGGAAAACUACGGAACAAUGAUGAUGUUGGUAUAUUUAAAUUUGGCUGACAAGUUUCCAUCUAAAUCUCAAAGAAAAGCCAAAAUAUGUAAAUUGCGAGGAGAAUGCAAUCUGUCAGAGAGAAAUUACCGAAUAGCAGCCAUCAGUUUCUUUGACGCGGCUGGAUUUUUUUAUACGGACACAACGUCAGACCCUGAUGCUCAUGUUGAACAUAUAAAAGUUUUGAUUGACUUGGCAAAGAGUCACGUACUUUGCAAUGAUGUUGAAAGUGCCUGGAUUGCUUGUCAAGACGGUCUGGGUUUAAUAUCCACGCUGGAGUCCGGAGCGAUAAAAUCUCGUCUGAAAACAGAGUUGUUCUUGAUGGGUGCUAAAUCUUUGAUUCAUCUGGGAACUGAAGACUGCGAAUUUGAUAAAGCAGUAUCGUUUUGCCAACAGGGACUUGCUGCUAGCAAGCUAAUGGGCUGCAGCACAAGGACAGAGCUAUGGGAGUUUUUCGCGUUAAAUUAUAGGAUCCAGAAGCUCUUGGUUACUGCCCUUUCACGUCUAAAUAAAUUAGACGACUCACGAAAGAUGAUGGAAAAGAUGAUUCAGUUCUUGAGAGACAUAGCUGAUACUUUCGAAAUGACUUCGGAUGGCAUAGCAACAGACAAUGAUGAUGUCGAGUCUCUCGAGAUAUCUCGUCGCCUCUACUCCUGGAUGGGACAGGCCCUGGUAAUAUCUGGCGAAGCAAAUGAUGCUGUAAUCUGGUUGACAAAGUCAUUGUCAGCAUUCUUCGCACUUGGACUCCCAAAUACCAUUCCCGAAGAGGAAGAGUUCUUGGCCUUAUUAGAUGCAAUCACUGCUACCAAAGCAGUUGUCCCACAGGUUGAUUACACUCCGUUUGAACAGACUAUUGAAUUUUGUAUGCAAAAGUUACAAGACCAAGACGACGACUUUAAUGUACUUUUGAGAUUUUUUGAGUUUUUGGGGCAACUCUAUGUUGACCGUGGAAGAGAUGAAGAAGCAAUCAUGCUAUAUGAGAGGGCGUUGGCAGUCAUCGAGUGCAUGGGGAAUUCUAAUGAUGCAAUGGAUAUUCGUGUAAUGAUAAUAGUGUACCUUGCUCAUAGCCAUAGACGCCAAGCAAUGAAGAACACAAAGAAAAGUACGGCCGAGGAAUGUGCAUUAGCUGAGAAAUAUUAUCAAACUGGUCUGAAGAUGACAGGAGACUUCGCAGUUUUUAAAGUUAGCUAUGCUAGUUAUAUUUGCGAUCAAGGGCGUUUCGCAGAGGCCAGUAAAGUGCUUGAGGAAGUAGCUGCAGUGGGUCAAACUCUAUGGGAUAUGCAGAUUACCUGUUCCUAUUCGUCGCGCAUCAUUUGCAGUCCAACUGUGAAAAGGUACAUCGAAGAUCACGGUGAACUCGUCACAACUGCAGGGAUCCUGGCAUACAGUACACUCGUUCGCGCGUUUGUCGGAAUGGGAAAGAAGAGAGAAGCAGCAGCAGCCUGUGAGAAGCUGUCAAUGAACGGUGAAGAGAUAGAAAUCUUUACCAAACGUCCUCCAUUCAUGCCAUUCCUGCUUGGCGCCUGUCACAAAGCGUUGUUAUCUCUUGUUGACGAUCAGAGUUGCUUGCAAUUUCAGAACGUGGUGUUUCCAUUGUCUGGAAGUAAUGUCGCAAAGCUGUACCGUGAACUAGACGUGUACGAGCCAACGCUUGAGUAUUGCGAGAAAGUCGGGUCGUCAGCUGCACCGUUGUCAAGUGAGCCAGCCGGAUCUUUGGACAGCACUUCAUUAACACUUUCUUCAUCGUGUUUAUAUGGUAAUGCUUUGGUGGAACUGGGGAAAGUGGAUGAGUCUCAUCCGUUCUUUAUCAAUUUUCUUGAGCUGCUGCAGAGCAGAGACGGAAUUCUGGACAAACCAUUUGACACACAGAAAGCCAUUCUUGCCCAGUACUCCUUUGCUAAUCAAUAUUACGUUUACGAUGCUCUAGGAACACUUAUGUCCAGGCGAGGAAACACUGACGGCGCCAUUGAAUGUUAUGAACAUUGUUUAGACUUGGAUGAGGAUUUCAGUUUUGGUCAAGAUGUGGUAGCAACCCUUGCUGAGCUUUAUCAGGUUAAAGCUUUAACAACACGAAGCGACGACAAGUAUCAUACACAAAGUGGAUCAUACACAAAGUGGAUGAAUACAGCUCAAGCAUGCUUCGAGAAGCUACGCCAAAAAACGAGAAAACUCACAUCUUUUCUAGAGAGAGCCGUUGGGUCAUUCCUUUGCCGACAAGAACGAUUCAUAGAAGCUAUUCCCCACUUCAAAAAUGUUCUUGAAGAUAAUGAUGAGACGUUAAUCUCGCUUUCAAGCGAAGACAAACCUUUGGUUAGCGUAUACCUUGAGCGUGAAAUAGGGCUAGGGGUGAAGUUGUUUUACCACUGA
Paramuricea clavata is the source of this 16920-nucleotide messenger RNA. Lineage: Eukaryota; Metazoa; Cnidaria; Anthozoa; Malacalcyonacea; Plexauridae. The record is from the annotation of a GenBank genome assembly.